UGAAACUAUGUCAAACAUUGAAAUAUAAAACAUAUCCCUGAUCCAUCACUUUGGACCAAAACUCUUAUCCUUCACACCUCAACACUGUACAUCAAUCAUCUCAUACAGAUUAUCAUUCCAGUCCUCAUCAAAAUGUCAAACAGCAGAUUGAGAGGACCGCCGCUGCCCAGUCUGGUACAAGGCUCAUCGCUGCAAGCUCAAUUACAGAGCGAAGGCGCCCAGAUCUGGCGAAACAACAACCGCCCUCUUAUUGAACACAUCAUCAACCACGCAACUCCCGGUUACGUUACAAAAGUCGUCUGGCUCCAAGAGAAAAGCAUCAUCGAGCAUGAAUACUUAUUGAUGUGCGUCAAGACCUACGAUGGAAAACUGUCCUGGAUGCGGAUUGAACGCAUGGGUGAACUACCCGUAGGCUCGGCAGCCAGUAACGCUCUGACAGACCAGGCACAAUUGGUCGUAACUCUUGCACCAUCCCGAGAAAACCUCAUCUGUGAUGAUAGGGUUCUCGUGGAGGCUGACCUGGACACAAACGCGGCACGGUUGAGCAACGUCGCCAAGCUCAUACUGAUAGUGCACAACGAAGAGCCGCAGUAUCAGAUCCAAUGGCAUAACUGUUGGUGGCUUGCGCGGGUCGUUAUGCAAGUGCUUUCAGAGACAUAUAUGCACGGUAAUAAGAAGCAGAGGAAGAAGGUCGUUAGUCGGUGCGAUUCUUCUCACAAUAAACAUGUCCGGGGUAUGAGUGCUGGAGGACCAUUUGCGGGGAUUGGGCAGUUGGCGACCAUUAGACAUUUUAAUAACCGCAAGAAAAGGAUUACGGCCAACUUUACUCAGUCUUUAUAUAGUUAGCAUCGGUGCUGUUUAGGUAGUGUUUGGGUAUAUUUAGAGGAAUAUUCUUUUGCUAUUUUAUAGAUUUUACUGCAUAGCGCAAGAUUGUAC
This is a messenger RNA of Fusarium oxysporum Fo47, 936 nucleotides long. RefSeq lists its product as uncharacterized. The record is from RefSeq and is a predicted model, not a curated record. Lineage: Eukaryota; Fungi; Ascomycota; Sordariomycetes; Hypocreales; Nectriaceae. The coding region runs from base 133 to 846 and encodes 237 amino acids. The transcript is spliced from 2 exons.